AAAAACGUCAAUUUGUUGUGUUUUGAGAGCUAAUUGUCGAUCAUAUGAUUGACCAAACAUUUGAUGGUUUGUUAUGUCUUGUAGUGACUGUUGAUGUCAGCCGACGACUCUGGUGUUGACGCCGGCAGUAAUGCCAGCGAUGACAGUAUCGGUAUGUCGUUGGCCUCAUCGGUCAGUGACUACGACAGGGAUGAGUUCAAUGACAAUGCCGUUGACAUCGCUGUCAUUGAUAAUAAUAUCAAUCGUGACAAUGAAGACAACAAUGGCAACAACCAAAGCGACUUUGAGUUCAGAAUGAUUGUGUCUUCUUCACCAUCAACUUCUUCAAUACCAGCUAUGGCUUCAGUGGCGUCAACAUCUGUAGAGACGUCAACGUCAUCACAUUUGUUGCCAUCAAGUAGUCAUCACUAUCCAUAUGAUAGUCUUUGUCUGCCAUCCUCUUCACAUAACAACCGAAUGGUUCCGAUGUUUGACAAUCAAUCAGAACAUUCUUCUGUCGAUUAUAAGAGUGACAAUAAUGUCCAAGUUUUCAAUGAUUUAAAUUAUAAUAGUGAAGAACAACACGAUUUGAAACCAAAAAUGAGAUCAAUUAGACCUAAAAGUCAUGAUAUAAAACGCAAACAUAUCUCAAAAGAUAUAACAGGCGAACGACUAUUGAGAAGAUCUGCAAAUUGUAAUGAUAUUGAAACAGUUCGGCGAUUGCUUGACGAAGGUAUAGAUCCAGUGUCUUGUGAUGAACGCAGUCGAACUGCUCUUCAUUUUGCCGCCUGUAAGGGAAACACACAAAUAGCGCAACUGCUCUUAGAAAAGGGCGCGAAUCCGAACCAAAAGGACGCCAUUGGUAACACACCUCUUCAUUUGGCCGCCUGUACUAACAAUAUACAAGUGAUUACAUUACUGUUGAGCGCCGGAACCGAUAUCCACUCUUUGGACAACUCUGGCCGAACACCACUACAUUUGGCGCAAUCGAAACUCAAAUUGAUUCAAUCGAUGCAACGAUCAGACUCUACCAUCAAUUCAAAGCACCUGAAGAAUGAGGUGAUGCAAGUGCUAGAAAUGAUGUCCAUAUAUUGGCACCGGUCGGGCAAAAAUGCAGAACUCGAACUCCUCACCACAUUCACCAAUCGAUUACAUUUGUCUCAAACUAGUGAAGAGGUUGGAACAGAUGUGUCUGAUUUGUUGACCAGUUUGUCUCAUCUCUCACUUUGACUUAACGCCGAAUUAAAUUCA
Molecule: messenger RNA, 1230 nt
Organism: Oppia nitens
Lineage: Eukaryota; Metazoa; Arthropoda; Arachnida; Sarcoptiformes; Oppiidae
Product: ankyrin repeat domain-containing protein 54-like
Exons: 5
Coding region: 94-1209 (371 amino acids)
Molecular function (GO): protein binding
Source: RefSeq, a predicted model, not a curated record